Messenger RNA from Psilocybe cubensis, 9852 nucleotides. RefSeq lists its product as uncharacterized. The coding region runs from base 1 to 9852 and encodes 3283 amino acids. Gene Ontology annotation, biological process: fermentation. The transcript has 24 exons. Gene Ontology annotation, cellular component: membrane. The record is from RefSeq and is a predicted model, not a curated record. NCBI's taxonomy places the organism in Eukaryota, Fungi, Basidiomycota, Agaricomycetes, Agaricales, Agrocybaceae.
AUGCUUAACCUGAAUUUGCUUGGAAUCUGCAUCGCAAUCGUCGCGGCCCUCAUAUUCUAUUUUUUCUAUUGGAACCGGUUUAUUGCCUAUGUUAUUGGUCAGACUAUUCGUAUACUGUCUUGGAACCAAGAGAGUCCAAUCAUCCGGAUCGACAUCGGCUCCAUACAUUUCUCUAUAUUGGCAGGAAGAAUUCUUCUCAAAGAUGUCAGUUACCAUUCGAGCAACCAAACUGUAAAGGUCGUAAAAGGGCAAAUUCAAUGGAGAUACUGGAUUAGGCGUCCGACUCUAGAUGACGAUAUCAGUCCUUCUCGGGGAGAAAAUGGAAAAGAAGCAUUUCCACAACGGUCCUGCCGCAUUCAGUUGACGUUUGAGGGUGUCGAAUGGUUCAUUUAUAACAGAACAGCAGCGUACGACACUAUUCUGGAGGAGAUCGACAGAACUAGUCGUCCGACCUCUCGGUCAAGUUCUCAUUACAGGCUUUUCAGAAGAUUUUCCCGUCAAGGUGACACCUCGAUAUUGUAUCCACCCUCUGCUUUCCGAUCCUCUAUUUAUGUUCCUAAAUCAAUACAGCAGACGUUGAAAUGGUUGCGGAGCCAACUUCCUACACUAGAUCCAAAAGACCUGUUACCAUUUGGAAUCGAAAUACGGACUGGCGCAAUUGUUUUGGGCAAUCCUUCCACUCCUCACUUACUCGUAUCUGAGUUUCAAAGCGCUUCCGGCACCUUUGGCAUAGUACCAUCUAGGUCGAAACACGAUCUUUACAAACAGGUGCUCAACCUCAAAUUCCGGAAACCUUCCAUAAGACUAGUUCACAAUGACGAUUAUGUUGAUCCCAUGACCGUUGUCGGAUCCCUUGUCCAUGGUCGGCUCAAACACCACUCUACUUUGAGAAAGCCAUAUUUUUAUCAACCCUAUCGAGCUUUCGUUAAAAUUUGGCGUCAAAUGAAUCUUUACAGUAUUAUGAACGAUUACUUUUCUACCCGUCGUAUCCAACGUGCGAAUACUCUGCCCGUGAGGCCCUCUACGACGUCGCCGAAACUGAAAAAGGGUACCGACGAAGACACACCAAUAGGAAUAGAUUUCUCGACAUUUGAAUACGCCAUUGAACGCAAAAUUUUAGAAGCACCGAUACUGGAUUUAACUUAUUAUGUUGAUAUCGUUGGUGAGGUUCCACCUCAACCCAAUAUUGAUCACAGACAUGGCUCGGGAGUAUAUGAUGUCCAUGCUGGUGACACCCCGCCAGAGUGGGGUUUCGAUAUAGUCAUAUAUGGAGGAUUGUUGAGGUAUGGUCCUUGGGCUGACAGACAAAGAAUUGAAUUACAGCGUAUCUUCUUUCCUCCCUCUUAUCUUGAUUUAGCCGUCACCCCCAUCCUUAAACCGGGUGAAAAGCGAGUGUGGGCAAAUCUUCAAGUUUUCAUCGAACUUCGUGACUCGACCACCUUACAUGUACCAUUUCGAGAAGCCUCAAAGGAUUGGCAAUGGGAUGGAAAGGUCGAAUACCCACAGCGGCCUCGCGUUAGAGAGGCUGCUUCUAUUAUUGUGGACGUAGGUGAUCGGUCUUCUAUCAACUACAUAAUGCCUAUGGUGGUAGGACCUACUGGAUAUGAGUCCACAUUUGAAGUACAUCUUGACACAGUAUCAAUAACUUCAAGUCUCAAUGAUAUACACAUUUUAUCGGCGGAAUCUUGUCGGGUUCGUGGUGAACUUCCUUCUCCAAUUCGAUGGGAUGCCCUACGUACAUGGUCGAUUGCUGUUUACCUCAGGCAACCAGUACUGUUUCUUUUGCGCGACCAUAUUGAUAUGUUUACCGACCUUGCAAGGGAUUGGGUAGCCGGCCCACCUACAGAAUACCAAAAGUUUAUCCCCAUGAUCUAUACAUUCAAGCUUGAAAUGCACCAUUUCCAACUCAAUCUAUACGCAAAUGAUCAAAAUAUAGUUGACAAGCCAUUGAUCAAAGAUGAAAAUGCUUUGCUCUCUCUCACUGGUCCCCAUCUGAAGAACACCAUGACAAUUCCGUCAAAUAAGUUUCGGCCAGAAUCCACAUCUAUCCCAUUUUACAUUACGACCCCUCAUGUUUCUGUCAAAAUGUCGCUUCCACGGUGGAAUACCCACGCGCGUUAUGCACCGCAAGAUGGCAUUGAUCUGCUCGAAGCAGAUUUGCUGAGCAUUAGUGGCUCAUACCUCUACUUCAGCUCCGUCAUGGCGGAAUACGUAGAACAACUAAAGAUACAAUUUGAUUUACGAGGUGUCGUUUUUAGGGCAUAUGGAUGGUCCAUCCGUUACUUCAUGGUCCUACGCGAUAAUUAUCUGGGAUCUUUUACGCAUUUCCAAACCCUUUCUGAGUACCUGGACAAACGAAAGAAAAAUGCACCUGUAGGUGAUCCCGUAGCUCAGAAAUAUAGGCCUGGAAAGGCAAACAUGCUCCAGGUCGAACUGUUCUUACACGUGAAUGAUUCGAAUAUUCUGUUACCUAUUCCAUUAAUUGGAAUGGCUACUCACGCGACCGACGGGACAAUUCCAACAAACGGAACUAGCCGCCAUCUCAAUUUCCAUGUUCCAGAAUUUCAGCUACAGCUUCGGUUACAUGAUUAUUACAUGGAGAUGUCGCUAAACCUUGAGACCAUUACCGGAACUAUUUAUACCCCACCGAGCAUUCCCGACAACGCUCUCAAUGAGCGAAUCGUCCUAAUUGAUGGAAUUGACGUUACUGCAAAUCGCCUCUUUGGUCCUCAACCUAGAACCGCAACUUAUGUAUGUAUGUGGGAAAUUUCAGUUGGGAAGGUAAAAGCGUCCUUGACAGCAAAUGACGCAAAUGUUUUGGCAAGCGCUAUCCAUUCGUUUCGUCUAAAUUUUGUUGAUGUUGUAAACGCACCGGCACAUGAUUUUAUGCCUGCCGUUGACCCUGAUGUCACCUUUUACAAGGUCACCGUCAAACCAAUUGAGCUUACUUGGAAAAGUGAACGAGCAGCACUAUAUGUACAGCUACCUCAUGGAUUGGUCUUUGACAGUAACGACCUUGGUGCUCACCAAUACCGGAGCGUAAUGGCCCUGCGGAUUCAUCAACUUAAUGCUAGUGUACUCCUAGCCUCAUCGACAGAGAGGAAAAACCAAUGGCUAGAAGCAGCCAGUGUUCUGUUUGAUAUGGACCUUGACAUCUAUUCAUCGCCUACAGGCCAUCGAGGCAUGACACGCAAACAACUUUUGUUCAUUGAAGAGCAAGACAAACCAACGGGCCGGGCAAAGUUUAUGUUCAAUCAAUUAAGACAGCGUAUCCAAGAAAAUGAUUCACUAGACCAACGAUUACAUAGGGGUGGAGUUUUUUUACCGCAACCCUCUUUACCUGGUGCUUUCUGCGACAAUUCAACUUCUUACCCAUCCCUUCAAUCCCACACUCAUCGCACCCGUCCUCCUUCAUGGAGAUUAUCUACUUUUACAAAUUUGUCCGACUCGGAAGAAGAAGAAGCAAUUUCGGAGGUAGAUAGAGAUGCUCGGCUAGCGAGAACACGCACAUCCACGCCAGCUCCAGAAACAAGGACCGACGAUGUGACAAUGUCUAGCGGGGACGAAUCAGAUGACGCAGACCUGACAGACGGUGAUUCUAUUUGGUCUGAUAUUGAAGACAUCGAUGGCGAUGGAAUUUCAUCCAUGCUUUUGUUUUAUUCUUCUAUUGUGAAACAAUAUUCUUCAAAUUGGGUUCGUUCUUCAGAUUCCUGGGACGGCGCUGCCUUUACUUCGACACGGAACAGCGCCUCUUUUUUGAGCGACUUCGAUAACAACGAAACCGAAACCUGUUUCCGGCCGGUCUUUGAGUGCACACAUGUAACACUUCCAGAAGACCUACCAAAAGAUACCGGCGUUACUGCCUUUCGUGUCAAUUUCAAUAAAAAGAUAAAUGUCCUAUUCACUCCGCUCUUGAUUCCUGCCGUUGCUUGCUUCGAAGAAGAUAUUAAUAAUAUAGCAUUGACUCAUGGAAUGGUCAUCGACUCGCUAUUGGUCACUUGUCUUAGCCAAGCAAAAGGGCCAGCAAAGAUGGGCUACCGUAUUCUUGAUCUUAAUGUGACAUCGUUAACUGUUCAAAUGCUUCAACAUAUUGGCGUCUCGGACGAGGCCACCUUGGGUGGGGACAUAAACCAUGAAGCAUUAACACCACGUAAUCUUGAUAUAACCGCCAUAACGAAAGUUGCAAUUCGUGGCGCGCGCUUAUUAGGCACCUUUGGCCGCCAGAUCCAGCCAAACAUCGACGUCGUAAUUGAUCGUUUUAUCGGGACGGUCGACGUUUCCAUUGACAAGCGAACGCUGGAUUCUAGCAUGGCCGAUCCUACCAUUGUCGCUCUAACGAUAUCGUCAUCUGUCCUGAAGAUCUCCCAGCACAGUAUGCGGCAGAAUCAUGGAGUCAUUGAUAUCAGACUUGGAAACCGAGGUCCUGAAAUCAUUACUGCAACUGCGACUGCUAUGUCACUUUCAGGCAUGCAUUUCAUGCGCCGAGCAAAAACACUCCAACGAGAUCAAUUAUCGAAUAAGAGGGCCAUGAUCGGAAACCUCCUCAAAGUUACUGAAAAGCAUCCCGUCAUUGAUUCCCUCUCCAUCACACAGCCCUCGUAUCUUGUGCAAACCGGCAUCCCUCAUGUGCUACGGACGGACGCAACAUUCAGAUUACUUUAUCAUCUACGAAACACUCUGUGGUCCAUGGAUGAAGAUGAAAAUUCCCUUCUACAUCAGUCCACUGGCAAGGUCCAACUACAGGAGCUCUUGACUUUGGUUCAGUCCAGAUUGACACUUUUGGAUCAAGAUAUAUGCAGCGUUGACCACUUGUCAUCCAUCAGUUUCUUUUUAUCAGACGAGAAGCCCAACCACCUGGAGCAGUCCACCAAAUAUUCAUUAAGUGUGCUAACCUUACUGGUAGGCACAUCCACUAUCACUAUUCUCGCUCCCUCAGGCAAAACGUCAAGCCGACUGAAUAUCGAUAAUCUGGCUGUGGAAGUUCAGCCCAAAUUAUCUCAACUUAUUCAAUUCAAUUUCAACAAUCCUUCGAGCGCUUCUCAGACAUCAUUGCGUUCGAAGACAUCUAGAUCAGUCCAGCAAGCAGUCAUUGUGCUUUCCGUCCAUGAAAUCACCCUAAUUGUUUCACCUCAUUUGAUGUAUUUUGCUCAGCAUGUCUUGCGAGUAACGAGACAAUUUCAGUCAAGCCAAGUCAAUGUGUCUACACCGAAAUAUGGGCGCGGAUCGUGGGAGAAAUCCUACAACUCUUCGUCCAAAUUGUGGCAUAUUGAACUCAUUGGAACAGUUCACCGUUUGCGCAUUCAGGCAGGUGCGGAAAACCUAAUUGUUGUAAUGGGUAUACAAGGACUUCAAACUGCAUCCACCAUGUUAACAUUAAACAAACGAACUAUCCAAUCAAUGAAUCACAGCAUUCUUUUCAACCAAGUUUUUCUCCAAGCUCGUUCCCCAGCCAACCCAGCCAAAGAAAACGAACAAGAUAUUCUUGCGUCGUUGGCUUUUAAUACCGCGCGUAUUAGCGUCAUCGCAAAACCAGAGGACACGACUACCAACCUUAAAUUGGUUUUCGCACUUGCGGGGUUGCAAUUACACGUGCCGCGCAGUGCUCUUCGUCUUUAUCAUUUCGUUGGGGAGUGGAGGGCGGAUUACCUUCCUGGAAUGGAGGCCGCCGUUAAAACCUUACUCUCGGAGUAUAAUUCUGGUCCAAGAAGACCCUAUUCGCCACCAGUAUCUCGGUCAUCCAGCAAAACGUUUUUGGUGCAAAUUCAUGGUCAGAUUACCCACUUCGAGAUAUCCCUACAAGUGAUGCACGGAACAUGGCUUUCGUGGGAAGUCAACAAAACUGUCGCAUAUAUUGAUUCAUCCCCGUCGAAAAGAAAUGGUGGACAAUAUGCAUUUGGUCUUCAAAUUACCUCCAUGAUUUUUACCGUCUCGUCAAAGCCGAAUAUCAGGGAAGCAAUGUCGAGUUCCCGUGUUAAGUUGGUAUUCCCCCCAGCCUCGUUGGCAGGAUAUUCAGAUGGAAUUAAAGUUCAUACAUUGGUUCUUUUUGAAUUUCUUGAACUCAAAGUGAAGCCCUCUCAUUGGGAUACCUUGUUAUCGGUCCAACAGAAAUUUGGGCAAGACUUCAAUGAUCUUGUAGCAUUGAUGCAACAAAAGCGACAAAAGACACCGAUUUCUCGGAAAUCAAAGCCUGCAACUCCAAAGAUGUCUUUUCAAUAUGAGGGCCAUAUCAAAAUGCAAGGAUUUCGAAUUGGAUUGGAAGGUGUCGCCUCUUCAGUCCUCUUAGAAUGCCAAAACAUUGUUGGAGAAAUUAGUAACACUGAUCGUUGGUCGUGGGGCUUAGAUUUGUCUGAUCUUGCACUCUCCCUUGCACCGCGUACCCAUGGGCUGAGCGAUUCUGCGUUUAAUCGAGACCAACGAUCUGCGUUUGUGAUUGUGGAUUUCAAAUUCAAUGGUUCAGGUUCAGGACAAGGCAAUGAAAAGAAAAUUGGGCUCAUUGUGAGCAAAGUACACGCUGUCAUGCAACCCAGUUCUAUCGGCGAGCUCGGCGAUUUCAUCGAUAAUCUACAGAUCGAAAUGCUUGAGCGUCAGAAUCAACGGGCUUCAGAGUUGGCCACAUUCAAGGAAAAGGCUCAGAGAAUCUUGAAAACCUUCGACGUCAAUAUUGGCGAAGUGCAAACAGUGAAUGAAUCCUGGUUCCAGGAUAUGGUCAUUGAUAUAUCAAUCCAAAGUGUUGGAAUCGCUUUCCCUCUGAUAUACGAUGAAGAAUUGACCUUUGCGCAUAUUGCUCGGAAAGAAAUAAAUCCCAUUCGUGCAUUCUUAUUCUCCAUACAAUCCAUUCACUUUGGAAUCCAUCGCGGAGAUUCCGGCCAAGCCAUUAUGCAACAUCUAUCUUUCCAAUUCAUAUCCCGCUUUAGGCAAUCUGUUACCGAGGACUUUUCUGCAGAAAGUCAUCGCACGCGUAAUCAUUUGUUGUAUCCCAAAAUGACUGCCCAACUGCGCUCAACCCGCACCGGAUCUUCUACCAAAAUAUGGAUAGACGCCGAUGGGAAAGAACGUGUGGAACGUUUGUCAGCAAACACUCCUCGAACACCGUUUCCGUCGACUCCAUUGAGCUCAGGGUCUAAACUAUCAGUUCCCGAAAAGAGUAUUAAAACGAUUCCUGCAUCCCAGAUUUCUGCCAACUUAGUUUUUCAUAGCGGCAAAGUUCGUUUGUAUAGCGCAUCCGCCAGCAAUCUUUUCAAGACGAAAACGAUAUCUGUGACACCCCCUUGGGAAUUAACGGAUGAACAAAUUUCUGACUUAGGCGCUGAGAUUUUCGAGCUCCCAAUUGUGUCUGUUUGGGCUGAAUAUCGUGCAAUGCCCGCGUCGCAAAAAAUCAGGAAAGAAUCCGACCCAGAGCCUUCUGUAUUGAUUUUCAAUAGCACAGUGCAUUCCAGUAACAACAUCCUGCGCCCAAUUCUGCUUCCUUUCUUGACGGAAUUAGUCGACCACGUAGAAACUCGUCUACGCAAGAUCGGUCUAAACUCUCCCAAGUCAUCCUCAGUGCUCCUGCCUGAUUUCUCUUCAACCGACUUCUUGCCGCGAACUGAGGAAGAUGAAAAUUCGAUCUCCAGCCUUCAAAUUUGCUUCAGUUUGCGUAUCGACAAAUCAAAAUUGGAAUUAACGUGCCAACCGGAUGUUAACGUAGUCGCUGGUUUGCAUUGGGACAGUGGAGGAUUUGUCCUAAAUAUGACUCCAGGGGCUAGAAAAGUGUCUUUCUUCGGCAGCGUAGGCGGCCUGACUGUUGGCCUCAAACAUGGCUUUUUAAGCGAAGAUUGCGUCAAACUUGAUGCGAGAGAUCUGGCCUUUUCAGUCUCUCUACAAAGAAUGGACUCCGAAUCUGGACAUUCAAUAUCCAUCGUCCUAGACACAGAAUUUUUAGGUGGAGUUCGGUUUUCACGAUUACAAGAUAUACUUUGCUUCAAAGCCGUAUGGCUCGACCGUAUUCCACUGUUCAACCAAGCACCACAGGAUGCCAAAACACCUCUUCGAACUGCAGACACCGAACUUGCAGAUGUUUCUUCAUUGCAGGGAAGAAUGUCAACGAUCGUCUUGGUUCGAAUACGUAAAAUCAAGUUAGAGGUGGAUCUUGGACAAUCCAUCAGCAAAAUCGGCCUAGAACUUGCUGACUCCGUGCUGAGGAUGAAGCUGACUGAUGAUAUAAAUGAUGUCUUCCUUUUUAUUGGAGACGUAUCAACCACUGCUCUAGGAAACCUAUCCGGGCAUGCUCAGGUAUCCUCUUGUGUAUUUCAGACGACGCGGAGGUCGGAAAUUGGAAUAUGGGAUGACCUGGGAAGAGGAAAAAUGCUAGAAUUAAAAUUAACUAGUGGACCUCUCGUCAUUGAGCUGGAAUCUGACCGUCAGAAAUUGCUUCAUUACCGUGCACAACCCUUGGGAGUCGAGGUUUACGAUGAUUGGUCAAGAGCUCACCCACAGGGAGGCAAAACCUCACGCCCUCUGCAACUAUCAUUCACCGUGACUUGUCCGGAAAUCGUUGCCGCCGUCACUGUUGGCACGAUUCCGAAGUUGUUAUCGCAUGCAAAUAAGUUCAAAGCCAAUUUAGAUGCUCAACGUCAAGGGGCGUUCCGAGAAUCGCAAACAUUCCGGGCUACACGCACCCCUAAACCGGACAAUCCAUUAUCUGCGGUUGCUGAAGCAAUGCUGCAAUCUGCCAAAAGCCGAUUCAAAGAAACAGACAUGGGACUUUCCUAUAUCAUCAGGCAACAUAUGAGUCUACGCCUCGACACACUCCGGUUGAUCGUGUUCCCUCGAACCAUGAGGGACGUGGAGAUAGCUCACUUUAUUGCGCGAGAUGUUGCUGCACAAUUGAACGGUCUCCUUAGCACAGAUAUGGCACCUGGAAGCAGAGACCUUGUUUUAUCAUUCUCAUCAAUGAUCAUCUCAAGGUACACUCAAGUAACCCACCCACCAGUCGCCCUCUCAGAUUCAACACGGGAGCGGACGGAACCUGAAUGGCCAGAUUCUCUCUUCAAAGAUGCUAUAGAGGCUACUAUCGUUGGACUCCCUUCCAUGAAAAUGCACAUGCUUAGCGAAGAGGUCAUCGAAGAAACAGGCAAAAUACUGACGUACGACUUUUACAGUCAGUUCGUUCGCCGGGUUGGAAUGAAGGCGUUCGAAGAUAUUUACAUCACCUUGAACGUGUCACUGUAUUCUUGGCUUACAGUUCUGCGAAAAAAUCUAGCUCGGGAGUUGGAUCAGGUACGCGCCACAGAGGAUUGGCGAACCUCUAUUAGCAACAUGUCCACUACCAUGAUCUCUGGAGCCUCAGCAAGAAAAAAGAAGGUACCUGACCCGCUUUCACUGGUAGACAGCCCCCGAUCAGCCUCACUCCCUAGCGCUGGCACUGCUGGGUUGUCGCCAUAUGCUCCUUCAUCCGCUCGACAUGGUUGGCUUGAUCAUAAUCGCUCUCCUCAAAUUGUAAACGAACAAUAUCUUUCCGCAUCACCAUCACCAUUACAGUCCGAAUCAAUUAUGAUACACUUCCCACCCGUAAAGGAUAUUAUAGAGGACACACCAGCAUCGCGAGCACAACCAAAAAGGGCCACAAUCACUUACAGACCGCGAGAAAGGCACAUUGAACGGCUAACAAUGAGACAAUUGGGAGAAGCCACGCCGGAUGUGAUGCAUCCUUUUUUUAUGAAAAAGGCUGGCUUCAAUUUGGAAGAUUCGCUUCCGCAAUACGUCAACGAAUACGCCGUUGUGCCUUUGGAGGAAAUUAUGGAAGUUUUGUUGAAGUUGUAUAGUCAACAGCUCCUGGUUGGGACAAAACGGCCUCUUUUUGUGAAUCGUUAG